This is a messenger RNA of Triticum turgidum subsp. durum (durum wheat), 1494 nucleotides long. NCBI's taxonomy places the organism in Eukaryota, Viridiplantae, Streptophyta, Magnoliopsida, Poales, Poaceae. The record is from the annotation of a GenBank genome assembly.
AUGGGGAAGCCCGUCGAUGUCGAGCUCGGCGGCGCGGGAGGCCUCGCGAUCGCCGGCGGAGGAGGAGGAGGGGGAGGGUGGGGGUGCGGCUUCGCCGGCGCGGUCGGCCGCUCCGUCUCGUUCCGGUGCGUCUUCGUGCUCGCGCUCGCUGUCGGGGUCCUCGUCCCGGCGCUGUUCCUCCUCCUGCCCUCCCGCCCCAAGGGUUACCUCUCCAGCGACCCCGACGUUCUCGCCGCUGAAAUCCAGGUUGGUUUCACGUUGGAAAAGCCAGUAUCGUUCCUCGCUGCUCACAUGGACAGAAUAGGGAGUGACAUAUUUGAAGAGAUUGGUGUACCUAAUAGCAAGGUUUCCAUUGUUUCGAUGCACUCUUUAGCUUCUAAAUACUCCACGCGUGUGGUUUUUGGUGUUCUUCCUUAUCCAAAAGAUGCUUCAAUAAGUUUGCCGGCCCUUAGUGUACUGAGGUCAUCCUUAAUAGGGAUGAUGCUGAAGCAGCUGAACCUAUCCUUGACACCAUCAAUUUUUGGUUAUCCAUCUUCCAUCGAGUUGUUGGGAUUCCCUGGAGGAAUUACUGUUGUUCCUGCGCAAUCUGGUUCUGUAUGGGCAAGCACAGACCCACUAUUCAACUUUGUGCUGAACAACUCCAUUGGUCAGAUCUUGGGUAAUCUUACAGAGCUAAAAAAUCAAUUGGAAUUUGGAUUGAACUUGAGGUCCUAUGAGAGAAUAUACUUGCAGUUCAGGAAUGAAAUUGGUUCUUCAGUUGAAGCCCCAGCAACUAUUGAGGCAUCGGUGUUAGAUGGGACUAGUAUUCUGUUGCCAUAUAGAUUGAAACAACUAGCUGAGCUAAUCAAAGAACCUGACGCGAGGAACCUUGGGCUUAAUCACUCUGUAUUUGGUAAGGUAAAAGGAGUUCAGCUGUCAUCGUAUCUGCAACACUCAAUCUCAUAUUUAUCUCCUAGUCCAGCUCCUUCACCAUCUCCAUAUCCAUCCCCCUCUCCAUCACCUUCUACAAGUGUACCACCAUCUUUGUCACCAUCUGGGAGUGUCCCGUACCUUGCACCCCCAACCUCUAGUCCCUCCCCUCGGGCUUCUCCCCCUUUACCAAACCACCCCCCUUGUUUUCCAUGUUCUGACUGUAACCCCUUUCCUCCAGCUGGUAGGCCAAUGUUAAAACCACCCUGCUUUGGUAGUGGCCCUAAGCUGCCUCCAUUUGUGCAUUCACCACAGCCAUCUGCUGUUCCAUCCCCCCCAGUUCAUAAACCAUACCUUCCUCCAGCAUUUCCACCAAUCCCUGGCCGUGUAGAUCCUCCCCAUCCCUUACCAUCCCCCAAUCAUGUACCAAACGCAGUCCCUGGACCAACUUAUCAAAUGAUGCCGAUACCUUCACCCCCAGUGCCUCAUUUUCGACAUUCCAUUCCUCCACGGAAGAAACGAAGUGGCACAACAACCAAGUCUCCUCCAAUUGCUCCAUCUCCGUAUUCUCUCCUCCAUUCCUGA